This is a messenger RNA of Mesoplodon densirostris (Blainville's beaked whale), 672 nucleotides long. RefSeq names its product claudin 17 (gene CLDN17). Gene Ontology annotation, molecular function: structural molecule activity. The record is from RefSeq and is a predicted model, not a curated record. Gene Ontology annotation, biological process: cell adhesion; bicellular tight junction assembly. Lineage: Eukaryota; Metazoa; Chordata; Mammalia; Artiodactyla; Ziphiidae. The transcript has a single exon. The coding region runs from base 1 to 672 and encodes 223 amino acids. Gene Ontology annotation, cellular component: plasma membrane; bicellular tight junction.
AUGGCAUCUAACCCGCUGCAAAUCGCUGGACUGGUUCUUGGGUUCUUCGGCAUGGUGGGGACACUGGCCACAACACUUCUGCCUCAGUGGAGAGUAUCAGCUUUUGUUGGCAGCAACAUUAUUGUCUUUGAAAGAAUCUGGGAAGGGCUCUGGAUGAACUGCAUCCGACAAGUCAAGGUUAGGUUGCAGUGCAAGUUCUACAAUUCUUUGCUGGCUCUCCCACCUGCCCUGGACACAGCCCGUGCCCUCAUGUGUGUAGCUGUUGCCUUAUCUCUGAUUGCUCUGAUUAUUGGCAUCUCCGGCAUGAAGAAGUUUCAGUGCAAAGGCUCUAAUGAGAGGGUUAAAGCAUAUCUUGUGGGGACUUCUGGAGUUCUCUUUAUCCUGACGGGCAUCUUCGUUCUCAUUCCAGUGUGCUGGACAGCCAAUAUCAUCAUCAGUGAUUUCUACAACCCAGCCGUCCACAUAGGUCAGAAACGAGAGCUGGGAGCGGCACUCUUCCUUGGCUGGGCAACUACCGCUGUCCUCUUCAUCGGAGGGGGUCUGCUUUGUGGGUUCUGCUGUUGCAACAGAAAGAAGCAAAAGAACAGAUAUCAAGUCACUGGGCAUCCUAUGCCAUACACAGAUAAGGGACAUGGGACAGUGCUUAGUAAGACCUCCACCAGUUAUGUCUAA